This is a messenger RNA of Solea senegalensis (Senegalese sole), 351 nucleotides long. The record is from the annotation of a RefSeq genome assembly. Lineage: Eukaryota; Metazoa; Chordata; Actinopteri; Pleuronectiformes; Soleidae.
AUAAACCUCAUCACAACAGCCCUUUUUAUUACCUUAGCUUUAUCCCUUAUUCUUAUACUAGUCGCUUUUUGACUCCCCCAAAUAUCCCCAGACUACGAGAAACUCUCGCCAUACGAAUGUGGCUUUGACCCCCUAGGAUUUGCUCGCCUACCCUUCUCCCUUCGAUUUUUCCUAGUAGCAAUCUUAUUUCUUCUAUUCGACCUGGAAAUCGCCCUUCUUCUCCCCCUCCCCUGAGCAAACCAACUGACAGACCCCCUCACAACCUUUGCCUGAGCUAUGGCUCUUCUACUACUCCUAACCCUAGGACUUGCCUACGAAUGGGCCCAGGGAGGACUUGAAUGAGCUGAAUAA